Coturnix japonica (Japanese quail) is the source of this 2717-nucleotide messenger RNA. It is a transcript of the gene P2RY13, whose product is annotated as purinergic receptor P2Y13. Gene Ontology annotation, biological process: negative regulation of adenylate cyclase activity; G protein-coupled receptor signaling pathway. Gene Ontology annotation, molecular function: G protein-coupled purinergic nucleotide receptor activity. Gene Ontology annotation, cellular component: membrane. Lineage: Eukaryota; Metazoa; Chordata; Aves; Galliformes; Phasianidae. The record is from RefSeq and is a predicted model, not a curated record.
ACCCCUGCCUGGCCAGGGGGGGCAGAAGAAUCCUGCUAAGGCUAACUACAAUUUCACCUGCACCUUCACAAAUUGCCCUACAGAUGAAACAGACCCAUGGAACCAACAUCGCCGCUCACAAAAAGGACAACAGUUCGGACAGCUGGAUACCACAAGAGCACCGUCUGCUCACAGGCUCCACGUCUGACCGAGCUGGAGGAAAAAGUUUGAAUUUAUAGUUGGAGCUGUAAGAAAAAAUUAAACCAGAGUCACAGAACACUACAGGACAGAUGAGCUGCAGGGAUUUUGCAGAAACAGCUUAAUUUGGGCCAGCAGAAAGUCCAUGACAAAGAAGGAAUGGAUGUAAAUAAACCCCAUAACAAAGGUAGCUUUUCAGUACGGGAAGUUGUCACUUAGCAUGCAAUCACCAGACAAACAGAAAUGCAGCACACGCUAGGUAAGCUGUUUGCCUGUGCAGAUUUCUGGUAACAGCACAAUGUUUUGCUUAUCUCAGUAUACGCUCACAAUUCUUAACCCACUGGCCCAAAAUCAGUCAUUGUACAUCACAAGAAAUUACUCCACAGUCAGGCUUAUUUUGAUGUGACUUCAAUCUUCAAAUACUUCACCUUAGUAGUUAAAAAAAUAACUUCUAUAGAGAAAGAUACAUUGCAUUUAAAAUGCACAAAGGCUUGAUUUACAGAACAUUUAGAUCUUAGGGAAAGAAAGACUCACGGUAAAAUCUUUACUAAUCACUAAGGACCGCUCUCUUGCACUAAACAAUAAUUUUAACCACUUCUCUUCAUUUGGAAAAGAGAGAACAGGCAGGCUGGAAUUUUCAGGAGCAAUCAUCAUACAAACCCUAAGCUGAUGAGAUGGAUUAGGGCUCAUUUAUCAUCACUGCAAAACAGCUCCCAUUCAGAAACAUGUGCCACCACCACAUAAGUGUGCAGACUGGGCACCCAAUGUCCUGCCUACCCUCCUCCGAUGGUUUCUGCUCCUUGGUGGGGCACAGGGAGUUUUCAGGACUGAUAUCCAACUUCCUAAAGCAUUCAAACACAGUUCACGCGUCAGCAAUCAGCCUUGGAGCCAACACAACCUGUCAGCACAAACCAAGGACUUCACAAAGCCUCCUGUGCACAGAUUACACUUCAGUGCAUUCCAGCAUCAAAAACAGGGCACUGUUAUUUCCCCAGAACCAGCGUGCAGUCACUUCACUGCAUGCUUUCAGCACCAGCCUGGGGCCCAGGAGGGGCGUGCAAGAUUCCUAACACAAUGCCCACAUUUCUUGCACCUACGGAUGGAGAGAAAGCAGCAAUUAUCCAGCAGAUGCCUCUCCUGGUCAACUGGAGACCAAAAGGAAGACAGAAAAGCAACAAAAAAACAUGAUUAAGUAACUCGGUAUGUGAAAAUGAGGAAGGAAACGACACACCACCACCAGCAGAAAAGGUCUCUUCUUUCUACACGUUUCCUCGUUCUUAUAACUUUGCUCCAGACUCCUGUCUGCAGAGGAACAGCAGAUGGACUGGAGAUAACCAGAGACCCUCCGUGAAACAGAAGCUGCCAGCUGUGCUCAGCCUAUUUUGAAAGAUGGGAGACUUUGCAAAUGAGAGUUCCAGCAGUAACUUCAGCACCUCCUCCACACCAUGCCACCGCGGCACUGCACUCACCCACCUGGUCUUCCCAGUGCUCUACACGAUCAUCUUCCUGCUGGGACUCACACUGAACAGCCUGGCUAUCUGGGCUUUCUUCCAUAUUCCAAGCACAUCAACUUUCAUUGUCUACCUGAAAAAUACCUUAGUAUCUGAUUUUAUAAUGACUCUGAUGCUUCCUCUGAAAAUCCUCAGGGACUCUGGCCUGGGACCGUGGCAACUAAAGGCCUUUGUCUGUCGCUUUUCAGCCGUAGUAUUUUAUGACACCAUGUAUAUCAGCAUAGUGCUCCUCGGUCUCAUUGCUUUCGAUAGGUUUCUCAAGAUCGUGAGACCUUUCGGGAAGUUCUGGGUGCAACAAGUGAGUUCAGCAAAGAUCCUCGCGGGUCUGACCUGGCUCUUCUUCCUGGUUCUCUCUGUGCCAAACAUGAUCUUAUCGAACAAGAAAGCAACACCGCAGUCAGUGAAGAAGUGUGCCUCGCUGAAGAGCUACCUUGGACUCAAAUGGCAUGAAGCUGUCAAUUACAUCUGCCAGUUUGUCUUCUGGGCCGUUCUCAUUCUUAUGCUUGUAUUUUAUGUAAUUAUUGCCAAAAAGGUGUAUGAGUCUUACUCAAAAACACAGAAGAAAGAAAGCAAAAAGAAUCAAAGGGUCAAGGGGAAAGUAUUCAUCAUUUUCACCGUGUUCUUCGUCUGCUUUGCCCCCUUCCACUUCAGCAGGGUUCCCUACACCCUGAGUCAAACAACAACUCGGAUGGACUGCCACCUGCAGAACCAGCUUUUUAUCGCUAAGGAGAGCACUCUCUGGCUGGCUGCCACAAACACCUGCAUGGACCCUUUGAUAUACAUGUUCCUGUGCAAACCAUUCCUGGAGAAGAUACUAUGCAGGAAAAUGAACACACUUCAGAGAACAGUUCGUAUGAACCCAAGAACCGAAUUGGACACAGGAACCUUGGCCAUCGAAUCUUGAUUCUGUGGCUUCAUGCUCCAGAGACUUUGCAAACCCACAGAGAAAUUAAGAAAUUUGUUUCACUGCUGCUGUAGAAAACUGAAGGGUGGUGUUGCUGUAACACUUAAUAAAAAGGGCAGGCUGGA